This is a messenger RNA of Mycotypha africana, 754 nucleotides long. Its product is annotated as lipin, N-terminal conserved region-domain-containing protein. The record is from RefSeq and is a predicted model, not a curated record. Gene Ontology annotation, molecular function: phosphatidate phosphatase activity. NCBI's taxonomy places the organism in Eukaryota, Fungi, Mucoromycota, Mucoromycetes, Mucorales, Mycotyphaceae. Gene Ontology annotation, cellular component: nucleus. Gene Ontology annotation, biological process: triglyceride biosynthetic process; fatty acid catabolic process. The transcript has 4 exons. The coding region runs from base 193 to 633 and encodes 146 amino acids.
AAAAAGUAUUUGUUGCGGUUCUUUUAUUUUUCCCUUUUUUCCAACUGCUCACACAAUCAAAUUUUCAUUAUUUAUUUCAAUAUUUUUUUUCUUUUUUUGUUCUAAUCCUUCAACUUUCUCAGCUCUAUAAAAAAGAAAAAAAAAACUUAUUUAUUCCUAACAACUAAAAAAUACCAAAAGAGAAGAAGGAGGAUGGAAUAUGUUGGAAGAAUCGGUAACCUUUUCAGCUCAUUAAACAAUUUCUAUAAUGAACUAAAUCCAGCAACAUUGUCCGGAGCCAUUGACAUCAUUGUGGUCGAACAAGAAGAUGGUGAAUUGGCAAGCUCACCAUUCCAUGUUCGAUUCGGCAAAUUAUCAGUAUUAUUACCACAGGAGAAAAAGGUUGAAAUCAAAGUCAAUGGCGACACCGUACCAUAUUUGAUGAAAGUGGGUGAAGCUGGCGAAGCCUUUUUUGUAUUUGAAACAGACCAUGAGGUGCCUGAAGAAUUUCAAACCUCUCCAAUUUUGCAAGCUUUGGCUGAAAAUAAGUCAGAAGUAGAGAUGAUCAUUGUCACCAACACUUUGUUACCAUCUAUAAGGAACCACCGUUUCUUGAUAUUAGUGAGAAGAAGGACGAAAAAGAGCAUCUUAUGAUGGAAAAAGUUGAAAAGGAAGAUAAUUUCGAGGACGAAGAAGAUGGAGACCGCAAGAAAAAGGAUUUCUCACAUAUACCCGCUGAAUUACAAUCACCUAAGAUGAUUAUCGAAGAACAGAU